This is a messenger RNA of Echinops telfairi (small Madagascar hedgehog), 2019 nucleotides long. RefSeq names its product cyclin and CBS domain divalent metal cation transport mediator 3 (gene CNNM3). Bases 1 to 1524 code for a protein of 507 amino acids. Gene Ontology annotation, molecular function: transmembrane transporter activity. Gene Ontology annotation, cellular component: plasma membrane. The record is from RefSeq and is a predicted model, not a curated record. The transcript is spliced from 10 exons. Gene Ontology annotation, biological process: transport; magnesium ion homeostasis. Lineage: Eukaryota; Metazoa; Chordata; Mammalia; Afrosoricida; Tenrecidae.
AUGAAGACAGGAAGCCAGAAGAGCGUGCGUGGUGGCCGCGUGAGCACCCAGAGGGGCCCCCGCCCCUGGGAACCAGGCCCUCUGACAGGGCCCUCGGACCCAGACCCGCUCCGAGCGCGGCUGCUCAGCCCCGGACUGCUUGCAGCAGGGGGCCAGCUCCUCCCGCGGCCCCGGGAGCUGGAGGCGGCCGUGGGAGGCAGAAGCCCCGAGGAGCGUGCCCUCGCGUGCGGGCCGACUCGGGAGGCUCUGCUGGAGCUGGCGGCGCGGCCCGGGCGGCUGCGCGAACGCGUCCUGGAGCUGGCGCGCGGGGGCGGCGACCCCUACAGCGACCUCAGCAAGGGCGUGCUGCGCUACCGGACGGUGGAGGACGUGCUCACGCCGCUCGAGGAGUGCUUCAUGCUGGACGCCAGCGCCGUGCUGGACUUCGGCGUGCUGGCCAGCAUCAUGCAGAGCGGCCACACGCGCAUCCCCGUGUAUGAGGAGGAGCGCUCCAACAUCGUGGACAUGCUCUACCUCAAGGACUUGGCCUUCGUGGACCCCGAGGACUGCACGCCGCUCAGCACCAUCACCCGCUUCUACAACCACCCGCUCCACUUCGUCUUCAAUGACACCAAGCUGGAUGCCGUGCUGGAGGAGUUCAAGCGAGGGAAGUCCCACCUGGCCAUCGUGCAGAAGGUGAACAACGAGGGCGAGGGUGACCCCUUCUACGAGGUCCUGGGCCUGGUCACCCUGGAGGACGUCAUCGAGGAGAUCAUCAAGUCGGAGAUCCUGGACGAGUCUGAAGACCACCGUGGCACCAAGGUGAGGCAGAAGCCCGCGGUCUUGAGUGCCCCCCUCAAGCGGAAGGAGGACUUCUCCCUGUUCAAGGUGUCUGACGAGGCGUUCAAAGUGAAAAUCUCGCCUCAGCUGCUCUUGGCCACCCAGCGCUUCCUGUCCCGAGAGGUGGAUGUCUUCAACCCGCUGCGAAUCUCCGAGAAGGUCUUACUGCACCUGUUGAAGCACCCCAGUGUCAACCAGGAAGUGCACUUCGACGAGAGCAACCGGCUGGCCGCCGCCCACUUCCUGUACCAGCGCAGCCAGCCCGUGGACUACUUCGUCCUCAUCCUGCAGGGCAGGGUUGAGGUGGAGAUCGGGAAGGAGGGCCUGAGGUUCGAGAAUGGGGCCUUCACCUACUACGGAGUGUCUGCCCUGACCGCACCGUCCUCUGUUCACCAGUCCCCAGUGUCCUCGCUGCAGCCCGAGCCAGCCGACGGCACCCGCUCAUCCACGUAUUGUCCCGACUACACCGUGAGGGCCCUCUCUGACCUGCAGUUCAUUAAGGUCACACGGCUGCAGUACCUCAAUGCUCUGCUGGCCACCCGCACUCAGAGUCUCCCGCAGUCCCCUGAGAGCCUGGACAUCCACAUGGUCUCCGGCAGCCAGACCAGGCUCCUCAGUGACAAGACCGCAGCAGCAGCAGGGUCCCCCCACAGCCGGCCAGGCGUCCCCGCAGAGGAGAGCCCCGGGCGGAACCCAGGCGUCUGAGUCCCUGCCAAGCAGCCCCAGACCUGGGGGUGGACGAACAAGCGCCGGGAACUAGAGGCGCUCAUGCCAUCCUGCCCGUUCCCUCGUGGCCACGUUCUAGAUGGCCCCGCGCUCCACCCCAGGUGCAGGGGCCAGGAGCUUUCAGCAGGUCCGCAGGAGGUGGGCUGCAGCCCUCCAGGCCAGCUUUUGGAAGAACUGUCUCUGUGCCCACCCCCGCCCCACCCACCCCGGUGGUGAUGGUGCAGUGUGUUUCUACAGACUCCCGGCAGAGCCUCAGUGUGAGUGCCUGUGACUGCUGCCUGUAUGUUGUCAGGCCUGACCGUCCAGUCCUCACGUGGCUUUUCAUCUGCCGGCCUCUCCACGGGCAGCACUCCGAGCACCCAAGGGUUCAGAUUGCAAUUCCAGAGCACAUUCCGUCUGCCAAACCUAGAAACGCGGCUCCCCACAGGUGUGCCCCUGGCUCGGGCUCCUUCCUGUGUAGAUUGCUGCCCGGCC